Molecule: messenger RNA, 1441 nt
Organism: Seriola dumerili (greater amberjack)
Lineage: Eukaryota; Metazoa; Chordata; Actinopteri; Carangiformes; Carangidae
Gene: catip
Product: ciliogenesis associated TTC17 interacting protein
Exons: 9
Coding region: 177-1250 (357 amino acids)
Biological process (GO): cilium organization; actin filament polymerization
Source: RefSeq, a predicted model, not a curated record
CGUAUCUGUAGAGGCUGCACAGAGAAGUCCAUCAAAAAAAACAAACCUUUUUGCCAUAAAAUGAUAAAAACAACCUACCUGUCGCAACAAAGGUGUGUCUUGUGAAGCUGUUCCAACUAGGUGGAGACUUAUUUUACAACCAGAGGUAUCUGCCUUAGGUAAAGGCAGCGACAGCGAUGGAAGCCCCGCUGGAAGAUGAGACUCCUGCCGGUGCUCUUGCGGGGACUGAAGGACCCAGCCAUGGAGAGGAGUUGAAAGCGUCGGACGAAGCUAUCACAUUCAUGUCCAGCGUUGAGCCCGCAGAGCUGCAGAAGUGUGUGUUCCCGGACUCUCUGGUGACUGUGUCAGAGGGCGGCAGAGACCUGGGGAAGUUCAGUGUGACGGUGGAGUUUGCCCGUAGAGUCCAGCAGCCCUGUAUGCUGCUGCAUGCUCAGAGCCAAGGAGCCAUUGACGGCUCCCCCUGUGGAACAACAGUGACAGCUUACCUGACUACUGACCUGGAGGUGCUGGAGGAAGAUUACCAUGAGUAUGUCAAGCUUGAAGGCCACAGUCUGGACAAGAGGUGCUACAUGGUGCAGCACGACGGGCAGAUGGUGAUUGAUAAAGUUACCACUGUUGGAGAGGAGGUGACGAAGGAGACUGCUUCUUAUCCCACGUCUGUCCUAAGAGGGCUGGUAACAGAGGGUUCCAUCUUGCUGCUGAUGCGCCUGAUCGCGCUGAGGAAGAAGACGCCAGAACACAUGACCUUCAUCUCCUUCGACCAGGGAUUACACAUCAUGCACACCACCUUUAAUGAGCUGGGUCUGAAGCAGCUGGAGGUUGGGGGUGAGACCGUGGAGGUAUUUGGGAUGGAGAGGAUUGCUCACUCUGUGGAGGACAGCCCCACCACCUGGCAGUGCUACUUCCUGGAUGAUGGGCACUUGGCCAGCAGAGUGCAGGUGGGAUCACCAGUCACCAUGAGGCUUCUGCAGCUGCCAUCACAGCUAGAAAAGGGUUUUGAGAAGAUACCCCUGGUUUGGGAAGAAGACAUGCAGAUGCACUCUAAGUUCCUGGACAGAAAGGAGGAGCUGAAGGCAGACCAUGACUCAUACCUGAGACAGCAUCCAGAGAUCCGUGCCCUCAUAUCUGACUUCCUGCAGUUCUUGUUGCUGAGAAAACCAGAUGAUGUCUUCCAGUUUGCCAGAAAGUACUUCCUCCCGUUUUCCGCCCGCCGUCCUCCAGAAUCAAGUCUUAAAGCUUCACCGUUCUGAAAACUCAACUCAUAAGCAGAAACUGUCUUUCCAAACUUGCUGUUUAUUUAUCACUUAAACUUAUUCUGAAGUUUAGAAAUUUAAUUUGUCUUUUCUUCUGAGUGACAGAUGACUAGUGCAACUGAGAACAAUAACCUUCACACCUGAGACUUCACCUGACCUAUCUGAUCUUGCCAAAAAAAAAAAAAAAA